AACAACUUCUCAGCACGGAAUCCGUCCCGGAGUUUGGCACCGGAGUCCCCGACUAUCUGCGCUUCACCCCGGCACCCUGCAGCGGGAUUAUCGCCUUCCACCACAGCGACGGAAAUCAUCGGGAUCUCAGUGUUGUGAGGAUUUAUUUGGAGGUGAAGGAAGGAUUUUUUUUUUUUUUUUUAAGGUUCUAGAGCUUCACAAAGUUCAAGGAGAAACUCUGGAAACUUUUUUGGGGGAUUUUAAUGUUUCGGAUGCUCUUUUUCAUGUUCACGUGAACUGCUCCUACUCCCGGAGAGGUCUAACCAUGGUGUGUGGAUUGGGAUCUCCGCAGUGUUGGAGAGUUGAAGGCUUUGUGCGCGAGCUGGCACAAGUUGUGGCUUAAUUGAGUUGGCGACAGCAGGUCACUGCGCAGUGGCUGCGCGGAGCCUUCUUCUGCAGACGCUCAGUGAUGUUUCACGCCACGCGCGCUUGAUAUUACUUUCUAAUGCUGCGGGAGAGCCAGACAACGGUGACCACCGGCUGCGCAUGCUGCGCGCACCGUGCACAAACCCACGGUAGUGCGCGACGAGCGUAAAUCGAUGUGGCAUCUCCCGAGACCCGGACGGGACCGACAGGACGCAUCCGAAACGGUCUAGGUUGUCGUAUGUUCAAGUCGAGACGCUCAGGUCUUGUACGGCGACUCUGGAGAAGCCGUCUGGUCACCGAGAGCGACGGGCGGGAUGGAAGCAGACGAGGUGAGGGAGGACGGAACGGUCCGUGUGGCCGACACUCAGGAAAGCUCCACAGACACGAGCAGCGGUCGGUGACACACGCUGACCCGGCUCCGGGACUCUCGGGGGAGGCUGGAUACCUGACAGAGAGCGCGGAGAGGGAGGAAGAGGAGCAGCCUGACGAUGACCGGGGCGCCAUGUGCGUCCCGGAGCACAGAGGCUCCCGGCGGGGACAGGAGGGCGACAGUAGGACGGUGACGUGUUGUUUGUUUGGGGAAUGGGAUCUCAGACCCCGGAGCCCUUAUUGGGGCCCGAGAAAAGACGGAGGGUGCGCUUGUCAUUGCGCACCGAGGCACGCGGCGCUGGAGGAGGAACUCGCGAGCACCGCUCAUGCUUUUCUGAAAAGACUCAAGGAGAGAUCUCUGGACACCUUGGUGAAGGCCGUGGAGACCAAAGGAGGGAUACCCAGCGAGUGCGUCAUGGUGCCCAGCACUGAGCUGCGGCUCGGGGCUCAUCACAUAUCUCCACAGUGGCUCGUGUCCAAGGUGUACCGCUGGAGCGACCUGCCGCUCUCAGCCCGGCUCAAAACGCUCAGCCACUGCCAGAGCUUCGGCGCAGUGGACGGCGCCAAGGUGUGCUGCAACCCCUAUCACUACAGCCGCUUAUGUGGGCCAGAUUCACCUCCUCCCCCAUAUUCUCUGUCCCGUUCAGAUGAACACAAGCCACUGGACUCAACUCUGUCUUACACUGAAACUGUGCCCCCCCUCUCCCCCAAUACGCCUCACAUUACGCCGAGAGACUACACAGACACUGGUACCUCCAUCGGCUCCUCGACCUCCGGCGGCCAUCGCUCUCACUGGUGCAGCGUUGCCUACUGGGAGCAGCGCACGCGCGUGGGUCGCCUCUACCCCGCCUACGAGCCCUCGCUCAACAUCUUCUACGACCUACCUCAGGGCACGGGCCUCUGUCUGGGCCAGCUCCACGCCAACGCCUACCACAGCCGCCGCGACGACCCGGGCAGCCACGGCACGCCGGGUAUUCACGGACACCCCAGCCAUGGAAGCGGAGGGAGCGGCGGCGGCGGAGGCAGCAGUGGCGUUCAACAGAUACGCAGUAAAAUCGGCUACGGCAUCGUGCUGAGCCGGGAGACGGACGGAGUGUGGUUGUACAAUCGCAGCCAGCAUCCGGUGUUUGUCCACUCGCCCACUCUGGACCCACCCAGGGCCCGGGGGCUGAGCGUCAAGAGGGUGAUGCCGGGCUUCUCCCUUAAAGUGUUUGACUAUGAGCGCUCCAGCUGGAUGGCGGAGCACGGCGUGAAGCCGGAGUGCCAGGAGGGGCCCUGGGACCCCCACAGUGUUCGCAUCAGUUUUGCUAAAGGUUGGGGCCCCUGCUACUCCAGACAGUUCAUCACCUCCUGUCCGUGCUGGCUGGAGGUGCUCCUCAACAACCACAGAUAGCACACGGACAUGCAGACUCACAUGAGGUGUCGUGACCCGGUAUCCUAAUUGUAAUCUACCUAGAUUUAAUAUAAAAUUUAUAUAUUAUAUAAAAUAUAUUAUACAUGUAAAUACUUGAGUCAUUUUUACAAUGCAAUUAUUUAUGUAUAGUGUAAUGUGUAUAUGGACAAAACAAAAACAAAAAAAGGAACGAGAACAUGCACUUUUGCUUCUACAUAUGCAUUACAGUUUCUCAGUGUCAUUUUGCAAAUAUAAACUGUAAAAAAAUAAGACACACCUGGUUUAUGUUCUCAUGGUUUAGCGAUUCCAUCGAAAGGUGUGCCAUACACACGUUGUCAAUAAAGUAUUUGUAUUCAA
Messenger RNA from Cyclopterus lumpus (lumpfish), 2524 nucleotides. Its product is annotated as mothers against decapentaplegic homolog 6-like. Gene Ontology annotation, molecular function: transcription regulator inhibitor activity; I-SMAD binding. NCBI's taxonomy places the organism in Eukaryota, Metazoa, Chordata, Actinopteri, Perciformes, Cyclopteridae. Gene Ontology annotation, biological process: SMAD protein signal transduction; BMP signaling pathway; anatomical structure morphogenesis. The record is from RefSeq and is a predicted model, not a curated record. Bases 644 to 2167 code for a protein of 507 amino acids. The transcript has 4 exons. Gene Ontology annotation, cellular component: heteromeric SMAD protein complex.